Torulaspora globosa is the source of this 492-nucleotide messenger RNA. RefSeq names its product succinate dehydrogenase assembly factor SDH5 (gene SDH5). NCBI's taxonomy places the organism in Eukaryota, Fungi, Ascomycota, Saccharomycetes, Saccharomycetales, Saccharomycetaceae. Gene Ontology annotation, cellular component: mitochondrion. Gene Ontology annotation, biological process: protein-FAD linkage; mitochondrial respiratory chain complex II assembly; mitochondrial electron transport, succinate to ubiquinone. The transcript has a single exon. Bases 1 to 492 code for a protein of 163 amino acids. The record is from RefSeq and is a predicted model, not a curated record.
AUGAUCAGGAUUAGACGCUCAUUGCCGCCUUUGGCUGGCUCGUUUGGAUUGCUGAGACCGCUCAAUGUUAGGACCGUCUCCCCGUUGCAGUUUUACUCGUCCAAGAGCAAACCUGAAGAAAAGGACGAUGUAUUCUUGAGGAUCAAGGUACAACCGAUCGACAGAGAAGGAGAAUCGCUCGACAAGAAGAGGGCUCGAUUGAUCUACCAGUCGAGGAAAAGGGGUAUCCUGGAGACAGAUCUUCUGCUUUCUCGUUUCGCCGCGAAGUACCUGAAGCACAUGUCGGAGAAAGAGCUAGACGAGUACGACGAGCUGCUGGAUGAGCUCGAUUGGGACAUAUAUUACUGGGCCACCAAGAAUUUCGAGACUAGUCCCCUGCCCAAAAAGUGGGAAAACUCGCAAUUGCUCAAGCAGCUGCAGGAAUUCAGCGAAAACAAAGAGAGGGAAAUACUCAGAAUGCCAGAUCUCAAGAACUACUGGCUCAAUGAGUGA